CGUGGAUAUAACAACUACUCUACCGGUUCCGCACCAGUAGUAGUAGUCGUUUAGCUCUCACACCGACAUGUCGUAUAUAUUUUAAUAACUAAAUAAAACCGUUUUUUACUUAACGCGUGUAUUUACGUUAAUUACUUUUACCGCCGAUUCCCCGAUAUUUGAGUUGACUUUCCGCUCGCUAUGCGAUAGUCAACUCAAUUGGCGCAGUCGCCGAGAUCGAAUUUACGCUAAAAAUCACCGAUUUUUAUACCCCAUUUUUAACCGUUUUUACGACUAGCCGUUUGAAUGCUAAACUCAACGGUUUUUAGACGCCUUUUAUUUUAACGAAUUUUAUUAACCGACUUUUGCGACGACUUAGAGCUUAUAAAGAAGCGUAAAGACCGAAGAAGGUAUCGAUGGCUCUCCGAUCUGGUAAUACCUAUAGGGCAACCCUGCCGCCCACCGACGCCGAAGAUAUUAUCGAAGAUAUUCCCGAAGAUAAUGCAGAAGCCAUAACGACAUUAGCCGAUGAUAUCGAAGCGAUUACUCAAGGAAUCACCGCCGAUAUGGAUAUCAAUGAGUUGGUCGAACGAAUGGCCACAUUGACUACCGCUGCCCGCGCCGCUGCGGCAGCCCGCGAACAAGCCAUUCAAGAUGGACGCGACGCCAGACGGUUGGUGAAUGCGAAUACAACUGCGAAGAAUCGUUUAGAAAUUACCGAAAAACGUGUCGAUAAGCAACAAUAUGCGCCUCAUUUCGCUAAGACAUCUUCGAAAAUGUGUGAAUCGUUUAGUGGCGACAAAUCGAUAGUACCGAUUGACGAAUGGAUCGACGGAUUCAAUUCGUUAGUUUACGAUUAUACCGAUAGCGAAAAACUUACGUCACUGGCCAAACACGUUACAGGCGAGGCAUACAGUUGGUACUGCCGCGAGGUCGCUCGCAAACGACCAGACAUCACGUGGGAAACGUGUCGAAAGAAAAUGAUCGCCCGUUUCGGCCGUAUGGUAGGCCACGGGAUAGUCGAAGCAUCUGACCGUCGACUUCGAGGAAACGAAUCCGUUUUAUCCUAUUAUAACGACAUGCGCCGGCUUUUGGAUGAAGCCGAGGCCACGGAUAAGCAGGCGGUCGGGCUACUCACGAAGGGUAUGCCCGACUGGUACAAACCACAUCUGGCCGCCCAGAAGCCGAAAUCACCCGAAGAUUGGUUUAGUAUCGCCGUAGCGAUAGAAGAGACACGAAAGCGACAGCGAUACCCGAAUAGCGAUUCUAUUAACGAUUACGACGACAAUGACAGGCCUUACGAUUCGAGAAAACAACGUAACAACGACUUACCUACAAAACCCUGUCCUCGAUGUCUCCGAUCCGGAUAUACUGAAUAUCAUUGGAUGCGUCUUUGCCACCGCCCAGACGCUAGACAACCACCAGCACCACGCCCAGCCGAUGAAAAUGAUUCUACAGCUGCCGUCAACGCUAUAGUUAUCAAUGACAACCGCCAUUACGAUGUGAAGAUUAACGACAAACCGGUUAAAGCAUUCAUUGAUCAUGGAUCCGAAUUGACAGUCCUAUCGAAAGAAAUAGCCGAUUAUUUGCAAUUACGACCCGACGGACAUGGAAUUAAUGUAAAAACCGUCGCCGGAUUCAAGACCACUCUCGGCGAAGUCCGAGUCGAUAUUAAACUUGAUCGACAAACCGCAAGAGUGUCGAUGCAAGUAAUGGACGACAUCUCUUACGAUGCUAUCGUUGGCAUCGACAUAGCCGACAUGGAAACGAAAGUACGUUUGAAAAAUCAACGAAACGUCGAAAGCUAUUCGAUUAAAGUCGCAAAUAUACCGACAAUGGGCUUAAUCAAAGUAGUUGGUCUCGCGUUGCCAACCGAACCAAUUCUUAUUAAAACCGACGUUAACCCGAUAGCUCAACAGCCGAAACCUCUGCCUAUCGAAAAGCUGACGAUUAAUGAGACCGACGACCAGAUAGUAAAUAAACUCAUCCGACCGUCGUUUACUCAAUUGACAUCAGCUGCCGACGAACACCGAAAACUCAACGCUAAUAACAGCCUUUACGACAAUCAACACGAAAUCAAAGCGUAUAAAAUCCGAAAACCAAAGAUAAUCAACGGACUCAUACACGUAGCAUAUCGUGGUGUCACUAAAUUAGUUGUACCGCCAUCGAUGAUCGCCAACGUAAUAAAAGAGUUCCAUAACGACACCAAUCAUCACAAUAUUGAACAUACUUUUCGAUUGGUUUCAUCGAAACAUUGGUGGCCAACGCUGAGAACCGAUGUCUCUAACUAUAUAAAGAGAUGCCACCGAUGCCGACAAAACGUUACUAAACGAUAUCGUAAACCGCCGAUAAUAUGUAAUGUCAGACACGACGAUAAGUAUCGCUCAUCUGAUUUACGUAUCGGUGAUGUCGUUGAGUAUCGCAUACCAGACAGCCACUCUACGCGAAACAAUCAGUACAUACACGGACCGUACCGUAUAGUUGGUCAGAUCGGUCACGAAACCUUUCGUCUAAAACAAUUCAACGUAAGAGAUGGUAAUAUCACGAAAACGUUUGUUUCUCAUUCAUCGCAUCUCUUACGCUAUCAUCGCUAUCAUAACUCGCCGUUCACCGAAAACAUACCACGUCAGCGCUCAAGACAUCGAUUACUACCCGCCGAAUCACAAGCAUCUCAUUGGUCAUCCGUUCCGACCUAUGGCCGGAAUCUCGCGGCCGGGGAGUGUGUCGAUAGCAGGCGCUCGACACUACAAUUCAGUCGCAAGCGUGGAUAUAACAACUACUCUACCGGUUCCGCACCAGUAGUAGUAGUCGUUUAGCUCUCACACCGACAUGUCGUAUAUAUUUUAAUAACUAAAUAAAACCGUUUUUUACUUAACGCGUGUAUUUACGUUAAUUACUUUUACCGCCGAUU
Messenger RNA from Oppia nitens, 2890 nucleotides. RefSeq lists its product as uncharacterized. Gene Ontology annotation, molecular function: aspartic-type endopeptidase activity. Gene Ontology annotation, biological process: proteolysis. The record is from RefSeq and is a predicted model, not a curated record. The coding region runs from base 396 to 2795 and encodes 799 amino acids. Lineage: Eukaryota; Metazoa; Arthropoda; Arachnida; Sarcoptiformes; Oppiidae. The transcript has a single exon.